GCUGAAACUUCACCGCACUCGAGCACACAUGAACCAGGAUCCAACACAACCCAUCGAGCCGUUUCUCAAAGGCCUUGUGUCAUCGUUGGACCUCAACAACAAAGCAUACCCCAACGUCGAGGCAUAUGCCACGCAAUUUGCCCGUCAGCUUAAGCCAUCCAGUGGGGUUGUGUUGAACGGAAACCCCAUUGUGUCCAACAACUCCAAACUCGAGUUUCAAAAAAACUGGCUUCUGUCGCCCUUAACGUCACAUCAAAUUGGAAAUUUCGACUGCCAUCUAAUCCCUGGUACCGGGACCGUGUUGAUCAACGUAACGGGAAAGGUGCGGUUUGAUGAGUCAGGAAACAGCAGGCUUAAUGAGCUGGCUGAUUUAAUUCAAACGUCUAUAACCGAUCAGAAGAAGCCGGUGUGGGGCUCGUGGUUUGGGUUCUAUCUUCAUUUGGUGGUGGAUGAGACGGUGUUGACCAACAGUGACAGCGAGUUGAUCAACAACUUUGACUACCGGAUCACGUAUAAGCCGAAAGAUAGUGUGGUUGAGAUAUAGCAUAUAAGACAUUUGAGAGUAGAGUAUAACGGUUGAAGAACGUGAAAAGUCUAUUAUGUGUGCAAUCAUACUAUAUCUAGACAUCAACAUUCUAAGUAAUUAAAUCAACAUUUUAAGUAAUUGAAUAACCAUUUUAAGUAAUUAUAUCAACAUUUUAAGUAA
Molecule: messenger RNA, 706 nt
Organism: Yamadazyma tenuis ATCC 10573
Lineage: Eukaryota; Fungi; Ascomycota; Pichiomycetes; Serinales; Debaryomycetaceae
Gene: MTR2
Product: Mtr2p
Source: RefSeq, a predicted model, not a curated record